This is a messenger RNA of Soboliphyme baturini, 584 nucleotides long. NCBI's taxonomy places the organism in Eukaryota, Metazoa, Nematoda, Enoplea, Dioctophymatida, Soboliphymatidae. The record is from the annotation of a GenBank genome assembly.
AUGGCCAAAACCGUGAAUCUCAGCAAGUCGAGGGUGGUCCCUCGGAAUGCGUGCCGCGAGGGCGAGGGUCCAACAGGAUACCAUCAACAUUGUGUUACCACCAACGACACGAUGAGAGAACGGGCAAACGGAAAAAGGAAUGAUCAGCGACGAUCGCCGUGGACAAUGCCAGAUCAACUAACGACACAUCUCGACGCUUACUGUAGGCUGAAGUACUGCGACUGGUUAGCGCGGGAAUACCUACGCUGCUGCGCUUUCGUUGACGGUGGCUUUACACGACGAAUGAUAGGUUACAUGCAACAGGAAGAGGAAUGGGACCGCGAGGGUUUGCUUGACCCUGCGUGGGAGAAGCAGCAGAAGAAGCCGUUUUUUGCGGCUACUUUACGCACGACCAAGGUAUGUGCGGGAUACGUUUUUGCGCCGGCUUUCAUAGGUGCUGGCAUUCUUAGCUUCACGUCUUCCAACCGACCGAACAUCGAGCAAAAUUAUCAUCGCCUCCUCUUCCUCAUCCGGAGGUUAUUAUCCGCCUGUCUGUUCAUUCGUCUUCGCUCUUCCUGUUGUCGUCGUGUGACGUGCUGUUGAGG